CUUGAGCUUUUAUCGGCCAGAAUCGAUCGAAGAUAUCGCCGUAAAAUUAUUAUGAAUUACAUUAGCUAAUGCCUACACCUACCCUAAACCUGUUCUUAAAAUAAAUAAAUUAAAGUAAUUAUUGUUCUCCCGAGACGAAAAUUCUGCGGUGUUGAAGUGCGCAUGCCCAGUGGAGGUACCCGUAUCCCUUCUAACUGAAACCGCGAUUAACACGUUUUAUUUCUUUCUGUUGCGAGUUAAACAAACAUACAGAUAUCAUACAGAUAUGUCUGUGGAUUGGUUUGGUUAUGGUUAUGCAGUUCUCAUAACGAUAGGAGGGAUUAUCGGUUAUGUUAAAGCAGGUAGUGUCAUGUCUUUGACUGCUGGGCUCCUGUUUGGCAUCGCAGCGUUUGUUGGCGCUUAUCAGAUGUCAAAAAAUGACAAAGAUAUCUGGGUUUCGAUGGGCACCUCUGGAUCACUGACUGCUGUAAUGGGAGCGAGAUUUCUAAGUUCAUGGAAAUUUAUGCCAGCUGGACUCAUGACAGGGGCGAGUUUGUUGAUGUUCCUGAGGAUAGGUGUAAAAAUACUACAGACUUCACAAAAGAAGAAAAGAUGAAGGGCACAGCUACACUGAAAUUGUUUCACAAUAGUUUUUGGACUGGAACGAAUUAUUUCUAAUAAUGUGUAUGUCUGCUGAUUUUGAUAUGAUCGAAGUGCAUUUAUUUUUUCAUUUGUAUACAUUUAUAGAUUACAAACCUUGUUUUUUUCUGGCCAAUAAAUGCCUUCAAACAUG
This is a messenger RNA of Triplophysa dalaica, 772 nucleotides long. RefSeq names its product transmembrane protein 14Cb (gene tmem14cb). Gene Ontology annotation, cellular component: mitochondrial membrane. Lineage: Eukaryota; Metazoa; Chordata; Actinopteri; Cypriniformes; Nemacheilidae. The transcript has 4 exons. The record is from RefSeq and is a predicted model, not a curated record. Gene Ontology annotation, biological process: regulation of heme biosynthetic process. The coding region runs from base 266 to 595 and encodes 109 amino acids.